AUGUGGCCGGCCGGCGCGGGCACCAAGCUGCCCUGUCCCCGGGACUCUGCACUCCGGCGGGCGGCUUUCUCCGGAAAUCUCACGGCCCUGCCUUCUCACCUGGUGCCCGCCGGGCGCAGCGUGCGGGUCUUCAUCAGCGCCAACCCUGAAGACACAGGAGCGGAAAGACAAGCCCUAAGAGAAAAUGUGUAUCCUAAACUGAGAGAAUUCUGCAGAGAAAACUAUGGAUUGGAAUUUCAGGUCAUAGAUCUUUACUGGGGAGUUGAUGAAGAUGACUGGGACGACCCAGAGCUCCAGAAGACCCGCAUGAAGCUGCUGGAAGAUUGCUUGAAAACUUCUGCAGGUCCAUGUUUUGUUGGACUAUUAGGUGAAAAAUAUGGAAACAUCCGCAUCCCUGGAGAAGUUGAAGCCUCAGAGUUUGAGAUGAUUUUGGAUGCUGCCAUAGAGGCAAAAUUAGAGACCAAGUUACUGGAGGAAUGGUACUGUCGGGAUGAGAACUCGGUGCCAGCAGCUUAUUACCUCAGACCCAAAUCAGAAAUGCUGAGAAGCAAUAAAAACACAAUGCAGCCUUCUGCCAAUACUGAAAAUGAGAAGACAUGGCAAGAGAUAUCAGAUGAGAUCAAGAAGAUAUUUAAGGCUGCUGUAAAACUGUUACAUGAAAAGGGUAAAAUGAAACACAACCAAGCUAAGAGGUACCUGUUCUCAGCCAUAGAGGAUGAGUUUGACUUUGCUCUAGGAAAACAAACUCCAGCAUUCCUAAAGAAGUGUGUUUGCUACAUUAGGAAAAUUGCUAACAUUGAGCGCUUUGUGAAAAUCCCAGAAAUGGGAAAAUACAUGGACAUAAUUGGAACGGAACCAAGGAUUAUUCGGGACCCAGAAGCCCAAGAGAAGCUGAUAAAACUCAGGGAUGAAUUUAUUCCUACUAUUGUAGCAUCCUCUAAUCUGAGAGUAUACACAUCUGUUACUCAUUGUGACAUGAAACUAGGCUAUUCCCAAGAAAUAGAAAAUCAUUACAUCGAAGGUCUGGGUAAGCAGUUUUAUGAGGACAUGAUUGAUAUAAUUCAGGCAACAGUGCAACAGAAUUUUGACACUGAAACUGAUACACUCUACGACGAAAUCCUUCAACACUCGUCAUUAUGUAAGACGUAUGCCUCCUUCUACGAGUACAAGUGUGAGUCUCUAAACAUAGUACAUAACUAUAUCCUUCCAAGCAAAACUGGGCACAUCAACCCUCUUAUUGUAUAUGGUGGACCUUGCACUGGGAAGACCCUUCUGCUAGCGGAAGUAGCAAAGAAGGCUUAUGGCUGGCUACAUGAAGACACCGGACCAGAAUCUGACCCAGUGGUGGUUGUGAGAUUUUUAGGAACGACAGACAUGAGCACUGACCUUAGGACUCUCCUUCUAAGUGUUUGUGAGCAACUGGCAGUUAAUUACCGGUGUCUGAUUCAAAGCUACCCUAAGAAGAUCCAUGACCUCCGUGACUUAUUUAUCAACCUUUUGAAUGAGUCUUCAUCGCAGAGACCUCUAGUCAUAAUAUUCGAUGCCCUGGAGCAACUUUCAGAGAAUGAUGAUGCCAGGAAGCUUUGGUGGCUCCCAGCUCACCUUCCCCGCUUUGUACGGAUAGUCCUCUCCACACUGCCCAACAAACACGGGAUCCUGCAGAAACUAAGGUGCCUUAUCCACGAAGAAGACAACUACAUCGAGCUGAUUCCCCGAGACAGGAAGAUGUGCAGCCAGGUCCUCAAACACCAGUUGCUGCGGGUCAAAAGGAAGGUCACAUCAGGCCAGCAGAUUUACGUGAACAACGCAUUCUCCAAGUGCACACUGCCCAUGUUCGUGAAUCUGACCUUCAGGGAGGUGAGACACUGGAGAUCUCACAAAGAUGUCGAUGAAUCCUCCCUUUGCGUCACCGUCCAUGAAAGCAUAGAGCAGUUAUUUUGGUCCUUGGAGAAAAAGUGUGGUCAGAAACUGGUCUGCAGGGCACUUGGUUAUAUCACCAUGGCCAAAAUGGGCUUGAGUGAAAUGGAAUUGGAGGAUGUAUUGGCCCUGGACAACAGUGUUAUGAAUGAACUCAACGAGCACACCAGGCCCAGCAAUCCCCUGAGGGUACCUUAUUUGUACAUCGCGAGACUCAAGGAGGGUCUAAGUGGGUACUUAAUAGAAAGACACGUCAAGAAUGUCACACUCCUGGUCUGGGCCAACAGACACCUGCAGCUCAUAGCCCAGAAACUGUAUCUGCAGAAUGACAGUGACCUGCGUGAAAUGCACACCAUCCUGGCAGACUAUUUUCUGGGGGUCUGGUCAGGGGGAAGGAGGAAAGCUUUCUGCCUCGAAGACCCCUACUUGAAUGGCUGCCUGGACUUGGAGAGCAGAAGCCUGCUGGAGGAAGAGAAGCACUUUAUGGAGCAGGCUUCCUUUGAUAGGCAGUCCCCGGACCAGCCCUGGGUUUUCCAGUGCAAUCCUCUGGAGCCCGACAUCUUUUUUGUCAACCAUCGGAAAAUGUCUGAGCUUUUGUAUCACCUGACGAGGUGUGGGAAGACCGAUGACUUGCUAUAUGGCAUCAUCAUGAAUUUCAGUUGGCUUUAUACCAUGAUUAAAAUCGGCCAGUUCGACAAAGUGCUUUCAGACAUCGAGCUGGCUUACAACUACUCCCAAGAGAAGGAGCUGAAGUUCCUGGCCAGCACCCUCCGGGGCAUCAAAACCAAGGUCAUUGCAUUUCCCGGCUCCCUUUCAGCAGAGCUUCAGCAAAGACUGCUGCCUGUUGUAAGCUCCCUGCCCAAACUUAGACACCUUCUUUUAGAAUGUGACAAAGAUGGGCCCAAAUACUGCUCCAUCGUGCCACUGCAUUCAUCCAUGGACGUGACAUACAGCCCAGAGCGUCUCCCCUUGUCAUCCAGUCACCUGCACGUCACAGAGAUUCUGCCUACCUGUAACCCCAGUACUGUCCUCACAGCUUUAGAAAACGGUUCCAUCAGCACGUGGGAUGUAGAGACUCGCCAACUACUCAGGCAAAUCACGACAGCCCAGUCUGUCAUCCUGGGCAUGAAACUCACCAGUGACGAAAAGUACCUCGUAGUGGCCACAACCAAUAACACCUUGCUGAUUUAUGACAAUGUCAAUUCCUGUCUCCUGUCUGAAGUAGAGAUCAAAGGCACCAGGCAUGGAAGUGACUCCACCUACAUCAACGGAUUUACACUGUCCGCUAACCACGCCCUCGCAUGGCUUGAAGCCAGCAAAGAUGUCACUGUCAUUGAUCUGCUCUACGGAUGGCCGCUUUACCAGUUCCACUGCUGGUAUGAAGUGACAUGCGUCCAGUGCUCUCUGGAUGGUGUGUAUGCUUUCUGUGGCCAGUACCUGAACACGACCACCAUAUUUCAUUUAGGAAGUGGGGAAAAGUUAUGCACAGUAACAUCAGAGUUUUCAGGUGGGUUUGUGAAGUUUCUUCUUAUCUUGGACACGGCUCAGGAAAUGGUAAUGGUAGACAGUGAGGGAAGUCUUUCCAUUUGGAACACGGAAGACAUGUCCAGCCCCCAGCUGACUGAUGACUUUGACUGCCGAAGGGAAGACAGUGAGGUGGUCAGCAUUGAGCUUUCAGAAGACCAAAGUGCAGUGCUGAUCUGUAAAGCCCUUAGCAUCGAGCUUCUAGAUACCAGCCUGUGGAAGGUGGCCGAGAAGUUCAGAGCCAAGCACAACGAACGCUUUAUAUCUGCCGUGCUAUCCAAAAAUGGGGACUGCAUUAUCGCGACCAUGGAAAAUACCUCAGCUGUGUUUUUUUGGAGACGGGACACAGGACAAUGUAUGGCAAGCUUGCAGGAAAUCUCAGGUUCCAUUGUCAAGUUGGUGAAAUCUAGUCACCACAAUAUGCUACUCUCUUUGUCAACCAGUGGUGUUCUCUCCAUGUGGGACAUAGACAUCAUCACAGCCAUGUCCAACAUAGAUAAGACUGGAAAACCCAUCCAAAGUCUGGUGUUGCCCGCUAGAGGAGAGAUUAUCUACUCCCUGGAUGGCUCUGAUUGUGUUCACAAGUGGAACUUCAGCAGUGGGUUCAUCGAAGCCAUAUUCAAGCAUGAAGGAAUCGUUGAACACUGUGUGUUAACAUCCGCUGGAGACAUUAUGGUGACUUCAGAUGACAAAAGCAGCCAGUAUGUCUGGCAUACCAGCAGUGGUGAAAACCUUUUCCGAAUCAAUGGGCAGAGAAUAUCUCAGCUGCUGAUUACACACAAUGACCAGUUUGUGGUUUCUCUUUGCGAGGAAAAUGCCUCCAGGGUUUGGAGACUUGCCACAGGCCACAGGGUCUGCAACAUUCUGACCACAUUGCAGAAUGCCUUUAUUACCUCUGCAAACACCUUCGUGGUGGGCAUGACUAAAAGUAAAGUGCUGGCAGUCAGUCUUUGGACAGGGAGUAUCACCAAGAAAUUUUGCUGUGAAGAUGGGACCACCAUUGUGAAUUUUAAAUUAAUCCCCGACUGUCCUGACAUCAUCGUGUUUAUCACAUCAGCUGAGACGGUGAACCUCUGGAGUCUGACAGAUGAGGUGAUCUGUCGACGAGUGCAACUUCCCAACAACUUCUUGAAAAACCUGGAGGAUUUUGAAAUUUCCCCCAAUGGAAAGUUAGGCAUUAUAUCCAGGGGAGAUGAAAACAUCAACGUGCUAGAUUUACACAGCGGUAAAUUACGAGUGGUUCACGCCUCUGGGAUCAUCUGGCGGCAGAGAUUGUCUCGAGAUGGUCGCUACCUGGUCUACAUUUGUUUCCGAAACGGGGAGGAAGAAGAUGAAAAUGGUGCAAUAUCCAGUUUAAUUGUCAUGAGACUGGCAGAUGGCAAAAACAUCGGUGCUUGUUCCCUUUACAAAACACCAACUUUCCUUGCACUUUCUCAGAGGCACCUGCACAUCAUUGUGGGCUUUGAUGAUGGGAGUAUCGGGAUAUACACAGUAGUCGACCGCGUGGAUGCUGCACUGAAAAUUAAAAUUGCCACUUCAAAUAGCAGACAAAUUUUCAACAAUGCUACACACACAUCCAGGCCAAAGUGUAACAGUUAUUGUUUCAAAGUGUCUGUGGAUUGCUUAUGGAGAGAGUCCACGGAGGUCUUUGCAAGAGACAGUCCCAUCACAGUGAGCGACUCUACUGAGUCUAAUGAAGCAACACCCUCCAAGAAAUACAACUCUUGUUAUGACCGAGUAUGCUCUGCCCUGGAAUCCAGGGGUCACAGCUAUGCCCCUGAUAACUGACAAAGCAUUUAUCCUGCUCAGUGAAAAUACGCAAUCCACGUGCAAAAGAGACAAAAAAAAUGCGUCCCAGAUCAUAGACUACUCAUUUCUUAAAAGACAGGGAAAGUGGUGGAAUUCCAGUGUUAUAUUAAGAUGCUCAUGAAACAUACAGAACCAUCAGACUGAUUUUAGGGGCAGUCUUUUUGUCAAAGUAUAUUCAGGAAUGAAUAGAAUUUUUAGAAAUAGUAUUUAAAUGAUGAUUUAGCCUAGAAGCUAGAAGAUUAAAGUUUUUAAAUGAGCUGUGUGGUAAGAAGCAGCAUGAUUCAUCCCACUGGUUCAGAUGAGAGAGGCUAGAGGUAUGUAUGGACCACUUGGGCUGGAAUCAGUUCUGCGAAAAUCACUUGAGAUCACGAAGACAGAGCUGUUUGACUUCAAAUGAUUUUGUGAUAAGUACACACAGCCUUAAUCUCUCUUUACAAUCCUGACAACUGUGUAUACCUAGUCUGCAGGUGAAUGGUCUAAAGGUGCAAAAUAAUGUAACAAAAAUACCCAGAUGUAUUCCCAGUUUCCCAAGAGACACGAUGUGAAAUGUGAGACUGUGAACUGGACUACCUACCGCUAUCAUAGGGCUACUGAACACGGGGAGUGAGUCUUUAUUAAAAUACGGUCGCAACAAUUGCAUGCAAGGGUUUCUAUAUAAUGGAAUCUCUGAUUUUUAAACUAUGUAUUUCCUGGGUUGCAAAAGAACACAUUUACUAAGAAACCACAAUCUUUUCACAUCUUUUUGAAAUGCAUAUUUGUCCUAGUGUAAAAAAGAAUGACAGGAAGGGCAUUACACAUCUGGUCAAAACACCUGCUCAUUUUUAUCAUUGUACUCCAAACAGUCCGUACUAUUCAGUCAAUUGUAUGAAAGCCUAAGUUAUUCUCUAAAUCCCUGGAAUCUUAACAGAAAGCAAGCUUUCUUAACAUGCCAACUCUGAGAUACCGAUGACAUUUGCCUUACUCUCAUUCCUCCUGUGUAAAACGCAGAUAGAUGACCAAAUACUCUGGGACAAACUGAAUAUGCCUGUCUUUGUGCUAAAAUACUCCAUAGAUCUUAAGGGUGUCCAAAGGUUCUUUGUGGUCCCUGUUUUAAUCACGUUCUUACUUCUACACACUGUGUGUAUGCUUCUCUAACAGUUACUCUUUCUGAGGACUCUUCUGAGCCUUUUAUAAUCUUACCCAUUUCAAAGCAGAAGCUGUGAAAUGGUGCCAAAUAUUUUUUUUAAAAACGACUUCACCUAUGUAAAAGAAAAUAUUGCAUCUUAAUAGAUGAAGGUGAUUGUUCUUUCUUCUGUAUCUUCCCACAUGGCAUGUCCGUGGAUAACCUUCAGAGGAUGUUGCAGUGAUGGUUUGGCUUGAUUUUCUUUCAAAGUGGUAAUAGUGACUUUAGUAAGCAGAAUAACGAACAAGAAAUUGACUUGCUUUUGGUCCAGCUGCACCAUGAACUCAUCGUGUAUCCCUAGACAGACCUUUAACCUCACCAGUGUAUUGUUUUUGCAAAAGAAAGGUAAGGAUAGCUUCUGCUAUAGCCCUCAGAGGGACAUUGGAGGACGAUGUGAGGAAAAAAUUAAAAAAUACAGCGACAUUUUGAUUGUUGAUGCUAGCAGGAAAAAUAACGUGAUCGAAUCCAUAGAGAAUCCAAGUCCAUUGUAGUUCACUUUGGAAAGAAGUUUAACACAUAAGCAUUCAAAGAUAUGAUUCAGAUAUAAAUACCCCACUCCGUGGUGAAAGACUUUUUUCAGUAUGUUCCUCCUGGUUUAGCUAGUAGCCAGGAAGGUGGUAGUUCCAAGAAGGCUACCUACACACAGACCACCUGGAGUUGAUUGUAUGAGUCAGUGCUUUCGAGCUCUUUCAGAACACAUUCUUAUUCUUGUCAUUAUCAGUUGAACCUCUGUGCCACACAUUUCUAAGAACUAAAUGCCUAGGUGGAUUAAAUGUAGUGUGUGAAUGUUCUGUGUAAAAACCAAUAGAGUUUAACAAGUGACUUGAAUGAUUUUUCCUAACUUGUUUGCAACUGAUAGCUCACAUUGAAUGUUUUUAUGUAAACUUUGUAUUGUUGGGAAGAAUUACCCAAUCAGAGAUUUAUAUUUUCAUAAGUGUUACAUUUAGUUAAAUUUUGUUACAGAGUUGUUACACUAGAAAAUUAUUUCAGUCUUCAGACAAUAUACAGUCUUGUGUAUGUAUUGUUUGUAUGAAUAAAAGAUAAACCACUUAGA
Messenger RNA from Carlito syrichta (Philippine tarsier), 7466 nucleotides. RefSeq names its product NACHT and WD repeat domain containing 2 (gene NWD2). The transcript has 7 exons. The record is from RefSeq and is a predicted model, not a curated record. Gene Ontology annotation, molecular function: protein binding. Lineage: Eukaryota; Metazoa; Chordata; Mammalia; Primates; Tarsiidae. The coding region runs from base 1 to 5229 and encodes 1742 amino acids.